AUGGUUCAGCAUACCAUAGAUUCUAAAACCAAUGAAUAUGGGCUUGGAACUACUGAAGCCGAGUCAUCUAUUCAUGAUAAGCAGUUAUCAGCUCCUGUAAAGAAUACAGUUUUAAGAGAUGUACAAAAUGACAAUAAAAUUGCAGUGCCCAGCUCUGCCGCGAGCUCUUCUCCAUCAAAGGAUAAGAUACCUAAUACUGCCCCUAGAGUUUCUGGCAUCAAAAGACCUUUAUCUGAGUGCCAGACGAUCCCUUCUGAACAGCAACCCCCCAGUAGUAGUUCUGGAAAUGGGCCUCUUGUCUAUGUUCGUAGGAAAUCAGAAGCUGACACAGUCAGAAGUAGCACUAAUGAUAAUGCAAGCAUUAUUGCUGGUGGUCAAGUGUCGAGGAAACUUAGCAACCAAGAGGCAAGGACUGGACCAAUAUCCCAAACAAAGGAGCCGACAGUAAAGAGUGCUAAUGGUAAUGGAAAUAUUAAUGCUGAUGGUCAUGUGUCGAGGAAACUUAGCAACCAAGAGGCAAGCACUGGACCAAUAUCCCAAAAAAAGGAGCCAACAAUUCAGAGUGCUAAUGAUAAUGGAAAGAUUAAUGCUGAUUGUGAACUGUCGGGGAUAAUUAGCCAUCAAGAGGCAGGCACCGGACCCAUAUCCCAAACAAAGGAGCCAGAAGUUCGCGGUGCUAAUGAUAAUACAAACAUUAACGCUGAUUGUGAGGUGUCAAAGAGAAUUAGCCACCAAGAGGCAGGCACUGGACACAUAUCCCAAACAAAGGAGCCAGAAGUUUGCGGUGCUAAUGAUAAUGCAAACAUUAAUGCUGAUUGUGAGGUGUCGAAGAGAAUUAGCCACCAAGAGGCAGGCACCGGACACAUAUCCCAAACAAAGGAGCCAGAAGUUUGCGGUGCUAAUGAUAAUGCAAACAUUAAUGCUGAUUGUGAGGUGUCGAAGAGAAUUAGCCACCAUGAGGCAGGCUCCGGACACAUAUCCCAAACAAAGGAGCCAGUAGUUCAUAGUGCUAAUGAUAAUGCAAAUAUUACAGCUGAUCGUGAGGUGUCAAGGAGCAUUAGCCACCAAGAGGCAGGCAUGGGACCAAUAUCCCAAACAAAGGAGCCAGAAGUUCAUUGUGCUAAUAAAAAUGCAAGCAAUAAUGCUGAUUUUCAGGUGUCAACAAAACUUAGCAAUCAAGAAGCAAGCACCGGACUGAUAUCCCAAAGAAAGGAGCCGGAAUUUCAUUUUACUAAUGAUAGUGCAAGCAUAAAUGCUGAUUGUGAGGCCUCGAGGAUAAUUAGCCACCAAGAGGCAGGCACUGGACCUAUAUCCCAAACGAAGGAGCCAAAACCAAGUUGUGCUAAUGAUAGUGCAAGUUCUAAAGCUGAUUGUGAGGUAUUGAGGAUAGUUAGCCCCCAAGAGGCAGGCACCGGACCCAUAUCCCAAACAAAGGAGCCAAAAGUUCAUUUUGCUAACGAUAAUGCAAGCAUUAAGGCUGACUGUCAGGUAUUGAGGGCAAAUAGCCACCAAGAUGCAAGCACCAGACCCAUAUCCCAAUCAAAAGAGCCAACAAGUCACGGCGUUUCGGCGUUUGCACCUUUUCCAAGGGAAGCAGCAGCCAUCCCUCCUGGAAAACCUUCCGUUGCUCCGCCACACGGUAAAUCUGAUGUAAGAGGGGCACCAGCAGGAUCCAAUUCCCAACCUCUUGUUUCUGCUACCCCUUCAUCGGGUAGUUCAAAGGGUCUCAGAAAUUUGCAUUGGGAAGAGAGGUUUCAUCAACUGCAGUUGCUAUUGAGAAAAUUGGACCAAUCAGACCACGAGGAUUAUCUCAAGAUGCUGCGGUCUCUCUCCUCUGUUGAACUAAGCAGACAUGCCGUUGAGUUGGAAAAGAGAUCAAUUCAGCUUUCACUGGAGGAAGCAAAAGAGUUGAAGCGAGUUGGGGUUUUGAAUGUUCUGGGAAAACCUGUGAAGCCUUUUAAAGUACCCUCAACUCUUCAAGACAAAUCUGAGAAGUAAACAAACACAAGGAACGAGGGGGUAAUUGUGAUAAUCAGUAAAUCGCCGCUGGGUGAAAGCGUGCGUACUAGUUUCUUUUCCACCGGUUCCAUCUUGUGCAGUUGUCAAUUCUCCGGAUGGUUUGUUGGUAUUUGCUGCAUGUCUGUAAUAUUUCACUUCUAAAUCUGCAGUAUCUGUUGAAAAGUAGCUGUAGCCAGCGCUGCUGGAAGUAUUGAUAUGUAACUGUUGAAAAGUAAAUAGAAAAAGAAAUCUGUUAAUUGCUUUGC
Messenger RNA from Fragaria vesca subsp. vesca, 2264 nucleotides. RefSeq lists its product as uncharacterized. NCBI's taxonomy places the organism in Eukaryota, Viridiplantae, Streptophyta, Magnoliopsida, Rosales, Rosaceae. Bases 1 to 1998 code for a protein of 665 amino acids. The transcript has 3 exons. The record is from RefSeq and is a predicted model, not a curated record.